Seriola aureovittata is the source of this 2898-nucleotide messenger RNA. RefSeq names its product transmembrane serine protease 4a (gene tmprss4a). Gene Ontology annotation, cellular component: membrane. The coding region runs from base 349 to 1638 and encodes 429 amino acids. Lineage: Eukaryota; Metazoa; Chordata; Actinopteri; Carangiformes; Carangidae. The record is from RefSeq and is a predicted model, not a curated record. Gene Ontology annotation, biological process: proteolysis. Gene Ontology annotation, molecular function: serine-type endopeptidase activity; protein binding. The transcript is spliced from 13 exons.
GCUUUGGUUGUAAAUUGAGGUGGAGUGCAUGUGUUUGUGUGUGUCUGUGUGUGAGCGAGAGGGAGAGAGGGAGAGAGAAAGAGAAAGAGAUGGACUGAGAUAAGUUGUUUGCCAUGAAAGUGGAGGGCAGAGGGUGGUCCCUGUUGAAACAAUAAAAGUCUGCCGAGAAACUCCUCAGAGAGAGAUGCUGAAUUUCAGCGACUAGGAAUACUGUUUGCCCUCCAGAUGCUCUUCUGACAAGAAGUGACAGCCGCUUUAAAGACGAUCGCCCAGGUGCCAGAGGAAAGCAUUAGACCAUUGAAUCCCAGGCAGGCAGUGGCUCCACAGCCAGGCCGCCGCAGAAAGCCCAUGACGGCUCCAAAGACUCAGAAAGACAAGGCGUCUAAGCGGAAGAGGGUGCUGCUAACUGUCCUGACAGUUGUGGUGCUACUGGGCAUACUGGUCACCGCAGCAUAUUUCAUUAAGCAGCUAAUUGAGAGCAAAUACUUCUUCUGUUCGCGCUCAGUCAAGUUCAUCCCAAUAGACAAAGCCUGUGACGGGAAUAAUGACUGUGCAGGAGGAGAGGAUGAAAUUACUUGUUUAUCAAGCUUUACGCUCAACACUACCUUUCCAGUGCGUCUCAUGUCACGUAAGCACGUCCUGCAGGUGUACAGUCCUGGCUCAGGUUGGAGGAGUGUGUGCAGUGACGACUGGACCGAGCAGCACACACAGACGGCGUGUAAUCAACUGGGAUACACGUAUAAACCUCGUAGCAGCAGUGUCCCAGUGGACACUUUAAUAUCUUCCCUGAAAACCGGACCAUUCACAGCCAUCAGACCUGGGACUGCAAACACACCCAUACAUCAGGCUACCAUUGACCGAAGUGUCUGCAGAUCCGGAUCUGUGAUGUCUUUGUCCUGUUCAGACUGUGGACAGGUGGGCUUUCAGGACCGUAUUGUCGGGGGUACAGAUGCUCUCAUCGAGGACUGGCCCUGGCAGGUCAGCCUGCAGCAGGGUGGCCAGCAUACAUGUGGAGGGACACUAGUGUCACCGCGUUGGAUAGUCACUGCUGCCCACUGCUUUACAGGCAGUAAAAAGGAGCUGAGUCGCUGGAGAGUGGUGUCAGGCCGGACAUACAUGGGCACACUGGGAGGUUCCUACGUGGACAGAAUCAUAAUAAAUGGAGACUACAAUCCAUCACGAAACGACUAUGAUAUAGCACUGAUGAGACUCAGCAGCCCGAUUACAGUAGGAGCUUACCGCAGGCCGGUUUGUCUACCUCCUAAAGCCUUUGGCCUUGCUGCUGGAGCUUCCAUGACUGUGACUGGCUGGGGAUACUUGGAGGAAAAUGGCAAGGUUUCUCCUUCACUUCAGAAGGCCAGCAUCCCUCUGAUUAACCGGUCUGUGUGUUCCAGUCCCACAGUCUAUGGCAGUGCCAUAACCCAAACAAUGAUCUGUGCAGGUUUCCUGAAGGGGCAAGUGGAUGCUUGCCAGGGGGACAGUGGGGGUCCUCUGGUGCACUUGAGUUCCUCUAGAUGGUAUCUGGUAGGAGUGGUGAGCUGGGGUGUUGGCUGUGCCCGGGAGAGGAGGCCAGGUGUCUACUGCAACGUGGAAGAGCUGCUCGGCUGGAUUCAUGCAGCCAUUGAGAAAAACCCCUGAGGUCCUUCACCGUGACAAGCAGCCACCACAAGGCUCCAGUCCAGAAUACCUCAGACAAACAAACAAUGAUUUUGUUUCAGUGUGGUUAACUGAAGAUGGGAGACAGAAGGAGAGAAAGAGGAAGUUGAAUAGCUGCAUCUCAACAGCAAAACAGAUGAACUGUUUAACACAGCCAUAAGCAUAAACACUGCGCGUGCACACACACACACAUUUCCUUCAAAGCUAUUACAAGUGUAGUUUGUGCCAUUUCAGGUUUUUAUCUCAGGGUAAAAGUAUAUUUAUUUAGCUGUCUGUUGUUGGCCAGUCUGGGGUUUUCAUAGUGCAAUGCUCAUACAAACAUGUUUUUAGCAAUAACUGUUCAAACUGUUUAAACUGUGACGGUUUUCUAUCUAACCAGACUGGCAGAACUCAGACAUAAUGUACUUGAUGACUAUAUGCUAUGAUUUUUAGAUGUGCAAUGUGUUAUGAGGGUUCAUAUGGUGAGGAAAGGGUGGGUGUCAGACCUGUGGUAUACUAAUGCCAACAGAAGUCAGUGUGAAGCCUCAGGUUAUUAUCACCAAAUCGUUGAAGUGACCAGUCCAGUCAGUUAAAUGCAUUUAUAUUACUGAGUCAGUUGAUCUGAUUUGUAUCCCUUACAGGGAAAAUGCACUUUUUUUUUUUUUUUUUUUUUUUUACAGCACAGACGGUGUGCUUGCCUUUGACCAUGGAAUGGUUGACAUGAGCAAUUUAAGUGGAAAGGGAGAAUUACUUGACCUUACUGUGUGUGCAGAUUGAUAUGUAGUAUAAUAAUGCACUGAAGACUAUAAAAUCCCACUGUUAUGUGUUCAUGGUGCCUCUACACUGUGUCUCAAAGUUCAAUCAGAUAUCCAGUGUGCCUUCAGAAAACUCUCACCAUUGAAUAUUCAGAGUGGUGGAGUUUUUGCCUUCAGAGCUAAAAGGAUAUAAAUGUAACCUCCUAAAGUAAUCAUUCCAUUUGUGGCAAAGUAAAAUACAUCAAACUAGUUUUUUAUCAUCCUCUGCUCCGUAGAGACCAAAACAAGAUAACAAUAAAUUGGCACUUCUGAAUUUUAAAAUGAUGGGUAACGUACUGUGUACUGUAUAUUAUAAAAUAGCUGGAAGUGAGCGGAAAUUCGAGGUGUGGUGAACACAGUAUGGUGAAUGGCACAGCAUUCAACAUUCGACUGUAUAUAUGGUACAUGUUGAUUAUUAUAUGCGUGUAAAUACAUUGUAAAUAUAAUAAAGACGUUUUCCUUUUUCUUG